UAAUAUAUUGUCCUCCGAUUCUUUCGUUUCCAGUUUUAACAUACCAACAAAUUCAAUUUUUUUUUUUUUAAUAGUAAUCUAUCGCAAAUUGUUAGAUCUAUUUUAUAUCAGUUUGAAAUUGAGAUAUGCUAUUGAUUUGCCAUUCACUGUACGCAAUAUGUAUAUGUAAAUACACAUUUCUGUUGAGGUUAUGGAAAAUAAAGUAUAAUUUACAGACUAACGUACGAUAAAUAAUAAAUUUAAACACAUAAUAUUAAAUGUGUUGAUCUGUACAUCCAAAAGCAUGUCGUGGUUUACAAAUACAAUACGUACAACUAUUAGUGUUUGGGUACCACAAGUGAUGCCUGUUAGAUUUCGUUAUCACGCAGACAAAGUAGCAAGAGGCCCACUUGUGAGGCGUUUUGGCUAUAAUGAUCCUAUUGAUAUGAAAGGAUUAUUGCCCCGCAACAGUGAUAAAAAAUUAUUACCCAUGCCAAUAUAUAGACCAAAGGAUGCUUGGGCUGAGAAGAGAGCUUUGUUUGGCCAAAAUGAUUACAUAGAUAUUUUGGGUUCAGACAAGUUACAUCCAACUAAAAUCCUAUAUAAUGUACCAUCUUGGCUAAGAGGUGUAAGUGGAAAUGAAUAUCAGAUAUUACUAAGAAAACGUAAAAUGUUGAAGCAUGGUGUAUUCCCAAUUGCGAGACCAACGAAAUGGAAAGAAAUGCUAAAAAGAAUAAAAUAUUUGUAUAAAUACUUAAACAGGAAAACUAAAACUUUCAGCUCUCGCCAAUAAUGUAUAUGAAAGUGAAAAAAUAUAAUUGCAUAUUGUAGCAAGACAAA
Frieseomelitta varia is the source of this 819-nucleotide messenger RNA. RefSeq names its product 39S ribosomal protein L51, mitochondrial (gene mRpL51). Gene Ontology annotation, biological process: translation. The coding region runs from base 284 to 772 and encodes 162 amino acids. The transcript has 2 exons. The record is from RefSeq and is a predicted model, not a curated record. NCBI's taxonomy places the organism in Eukaryota, Metazoa, Arthropoda, Insecta, Hymenoptera, Apidae. Gene Ontology annotation, molecular function: structural constituent of ribosome. Gene Ontology annotation, cellular component: mitochondrial large ribosomal subunit.